CACGCUGAGUUCUGAGUGGUGAUGAAUAUUUUGUUUUUUAUAUUAUUAUUAUUCUUUUAGAUUUUCUAAUGGCUUCGCUAUUACAUUCUUCAUCUUCAUGGCUCUCUUCUAUGCUGAUGAAGCCGAACAAAAACGUGGGAUUGGUGGUGAUGCUUCCUUCAACAACGCUAAAAUCUUCGAAGUUGUGUUGUGUUAAGAACCCCGACAGCGAGGGAUCUUCUGAAGUUAUUAAUUCGAUUGAAGCUAAAGAAACUGCUCCUGUUGAUCGUAUAAAGCUCGCGUUUGAAAAAGCUAAAGCUUAUAAAAAAUCGAUUAAAUCUAACUCUAGUUUGGGAAUUGAGGAAAGUGGUGGUGAGGGAGACAAUUCGGUUAAAGUGAAUCCAAAUGUUGUUGAUGGAGGGAAAAAGGAUAUGCCGGAUAGAUUGAAGAUUGCUAUGGAGAAGGCUAGAAAGUAUAAGCAGAAUAAAGAAGUUGUUGUUAGUGAAACUGAUCAAGGAUUGCAAGGAGGGAGUGUGAGGACAUGGGAUGAAAAUAUGAAUGACAAUAGUGUUGGUAAGAAAGUAGAACUGUCUGUUUCAAAGAUGGAUUUUGUGGGGCUUGGUUUUGCGGAUAAGCCGAAGACAAGGGGACUUCCGGCUGGUCUGCUUCCUUUUUCAGACCCCUACUUAGAUGGUGACUUACCUGAGGUGGAGUUUAUCGUCGGAGACUCAACCAAGUUCGAUACAAAAACAAAAGCUCCGCAACGUGAACAGACAUCACAGCCUGAACAGACAUCGGAAGAUGAGUCAGAUCUGUACAAGCCAAAAGUUUCUACAUGGGGUGUAUUUCCCAGACCUAACAAUAUUUCAAAAACAUUUGGAGGUGGAAGAGUUAUACUUCCUGGAGAAGUUUUAGAGACUGCAGAAGAAAAAGCUACAAAAGAAGAGCGCACAAAGCAAGUGCUUGCUGCUUACAAGAAGACAUAUGGAUUAAAUAUUGAUCCAAAGUUAAAAGCCGAGUGCCAGGAGGAAUUGAACAAAGGGGACUUGUUAAUGGAUGCGGGAAAACUGAAGGAUGCAUUACCCUACUAUGAGAAGGUUAUUGAUAAACUACCCUUCCAGAGUGAACUCCACGGAUUAGCAGCCUUACAGUGGUCGAUUUGUCUAGACUCCCUCAGUAGGUUUGUCUUGGGUUGCCUUGUUGUCUCCAACAUUGUCAUCACUGUCGAGAUUAAUUCAGAAAUUUGGAUUCAAAUAAGUUUUUAAGAGGCAAAUUUUGGUAAGUUAAUGGUUUUGUUAGUUUUCAUAAGUUUGAACCGUGGACCUCCUUCGGUGUCUUAAAUAAGUCUAUCUCCUGUUCUUGGAAAUAUUUCAUUGACUACUGAAAAGCUAAUCUUUGAAACUUGUACAAACAUCCCAAGUCUAAGAUAAUUGAGCAAGUGUGACUGAUAACUUGUAUAGUGAGAAUGUCUAUUGUAAUCCUUGUGUAGGGAUACCUAGUAUUGUAAGUUUGUAACCACUUGGAAUGGAUUUUCAAGUUUACCCAAAAGUUGCAAUCUUGUUCUGAGAUAGUGAAUAUAAUUGUUUUUUUAUCAAGUAACCUUGUGGCUGGAAUUCUCCCUUUAAAGGUGAACAAGUGGGAUGUCGCGGGUUCAAUCCCGCGCCCCUGUAUCAUGUUAAUUGUGUCGUUCUCAUUUUAUUUGUGUUUUUUAUGGAUUUCUAUUUUCUAUCCGUGGUGUGCGGUUUUACUUUUUCCAUCAAAGUAUGCAAGGGAUGAGAUAUAACGAAUACAUAGUGAAGACUUAGAUGGGAUUUCGCUAAUGCUACUACACGAAAAGCGGUGAAAUCUUAAACUGGGGAAGGGGGAGAAUAAUAUCAUUUAUUUGCUGAAACUCAACUAUAUUUUAUCUACACACCAUGUAUUCUAUUGAAGUUGAACUGCAACUUUUAUUGAUAUAAUAACUUGUAGUAUCAGUUAACAAUUUAAAUCAUAUAAACAUGUCACUGCCAGUCGUCUACAACUAGGACUUCAUUCAUAAACAACCAUAGAAGUGUAUGUGUUUUGCUGAUUAUUAAUGAACUGUUUUUUCUUCUUAAU
Molecule: messenger RNA, 2076 nt
Organism: Vicia villosa (hairy vetch)
Lineage: Eukaryota; Viridiplantae; Streptophyta; Magnoliopsida; Fabales; Fabaceae
Exons: 6
Coding region: 69-1244 (391 amino acids)
Molecular function (GO): protein binding
Source: RefSeq, a predicted model, not a curated record